AUGGUCUCUGCCGUGCCCGUCACGCGGCCAGCGCCGUGGGAAAAGGUUCCUGAUCACGACCAACUCUUCAUCCUGAUCACUGGCGCAAACAGCGGGAUCGGUCUAGGUAUCGCGCAGCGCCUCAUCGACGAGUUCCUGGCCACGCGCCCCCCGACGGCGCACCUCGUCCUCAUCCCCACGACCCGCAGCGCCCGCAAGUCGCUCGAGACGAUCCGCACGCUGCGCGCCUACGCCGAGGCGGCCGCUCGCGCCCUCGAAUCCGUCCUACGCCGCCGCCGCGGGCCCGGCGUCCCCAUCCCCGCCGAGCACCGCUGGCAAGACAUCGUGGCGCGCAUACACGUCCUCUCGCUCGCGCUGGACCUCUGCGACCUCCGCGGGCUGUACGCCUUCGCCGAUGCGCUGUGCGACGGGACGGUCAGCAACCCGCCGGGCCUCGAGGGCGAGUACCUGACCGACGUGCGCGUGCCGCGGCUUGACAGCGUCGUGUACAACGCGGCGUACGGCGGCUGGGAGGGCGUCAACUGGGUCGGCGCGGUCAAGUCCUUCUUCGGCAAGGGCCUCAUCGAGACGGCCACCUACCCGGAUUUCAAGAAUGCGCUACCAACGUGCAUACUCAAUGAGCGAGAGAGCUACCCCCCCCCUUUUGGGGGCCGAUCUGGGCCCGAAAAGCCGCUGCUCGGCGAAGUCUUCGCCGCGUGCACCUUUGGGCACUACUGCCUCACGCACAAGCUGCGGCCGCUGCUUUCCCGGCCGCGUGACUCGUCCCUGGCGCCCGGCCGCGUCAUCUGGUCGAGCAGCAUCGAAGCGCACUGCAACACCUUCUCCGUCGACGACCUGCAGUGCUUCACGCGCGCCGCCGCGUACGAGUCCGCCAAGCGGCUGACCGACAUCCUCUGCCUCACCAGCACCCUGCCCCACGUGCGGCCGCACACCCGAGCCCUCGUCGGCGCCUCCCGGGCCGGCCCCCGCUCGUCCACCCAUUCCUCCGACUCCGACACCGACGUCGAUUCUUCCGACUCCCCGGACGACCUCGUCGGGCCCAGGAUGUACCUCUCGCACCCCGGCAUCGUCGCCAGCACGCUCUUCCCGCUCCCCGCCUUCCUCUUCUGGCUGUACCAGUUCGCCCUCGUCCUGUGCCGCUGGUGCGGCUCCCCCUGGCACACCGGCAACGGCUACCGCGGCGCCCUCGCCCCCGUCUGGCUCGCCACCCGCCCGCAGCCCGCCCUCGACGAGCUCGCCGCCGAGCGCGUCAAGUGGGGCAGCGCCCGCGACCGCGGCGGCCAGUCCUUCGUCAAGCCGACCGAGGUCGAGGGCUGGGGAUGGCGCGGCGAGGUGGAGGACCCGGAUGCCGAGGAGCAGGAGGAGUAUGACGGCAGCCCGGCGGCGAUGAGGAACAGCUGCGGGAGGAGGAGGGGCGCGGUGGCGGCGACGCAGGAGGACAUUGCCGAGUUCGAGGCGCUGGGGGCGGAGUGCUGGCGCGAAAUGGAGCGCUUGCGACGGCAGUGGGAGGACAUCCUUGAGUUGGAGUAG
This is a messenger RNA of Cordyceps fumosorosea ARSEF 2679, 1530 nucleotides long. Its product is annotated as 3-ketosteroid reductase. The transcript has 3 exons. The record is from RefSeq and is a predicted model, not a curated record. The coding region runs from base 1 to 1530 and encodes 509 amino acids. Gene Ontology annotation, cellular component: lipid droplet; endoplasmic reticulum membrane; mitochondrial outer membrane. Gene Ontology annotation, biological process: ergosterol biosynthetic process. NCBI's taxonomy places the organism in Eukaryota, Fungi, Ascomycota, Sordariomycetes, Hypocreales, Cordycipitaceae. Gene Ontology annotation, molecular function: 3-beta-hydroxysteroid 3-dehydrogenase (NADP+) activity.